UCCUUCUCUCCCGCCAUCCUCCUUCCUCCCUCCAUCCGUCAAAGCUCUCUCUCUCUCUCUCAAUAUACAUAUAUAUUUAGGAUUGUGCCGACAGCCGCCACCGGACGGACAUUGCUCCGGCCGCUUUGCGUCGACAACCACCCCAUGACACGGCCACCACCACCCCCUCCCCCGCCGGGCGAGGCGGCGGUGGACUCCGACGGGACGGAGACGGAGUCCAGUGUGCACCGGUUCCCGGUCACCCUGCUGCAGCCAUCGCAACGGAAGCACCACCAAUCCAAACCCACCAGGUUCCUCCGCUCCUUCCGCUCCGCCUUCCGCUCCCUGCCCAUCCUCGCCCCGCCCGGCUGCCACCUCCCAGCUGCCGCUCCCCACCAAGGCUCCCGCCACCGCGACGGCCACGUCCGCGGCGCCACCCGCACCACCGGCACCCUCUUCGGCCACCGCAAGGCCCGCAUCACCCUCGCCUUCCAGGACAACCCCCGCAGCGUCCCCCACCUCCUCCUCGAGCUGGCCGUCCCCACCGCCAGGUUCAUGCAGGACAUGGGCUCCUCCGGCCUCAUCCGCGUCGCCCUCGAGUGCGAGAAGAAGGCCGCCGCCGGCGCCGGCAAGAGCCGCGUGCUGGACGAGCCCAUGUGGAGCGCCUUCGUCAACGGGCGCAACGUCGGCUACGCCGCCCGGCGGGACCCCACGGAACUGGACCUUGGCGUGAUGCAGCUGCUGCACGCGGUGUCCAUGGGCGCCGGCGUCCUGCCGGGGGACAUGACCGACCCGUCCGAUGGCGAGCUCACCUACAUGCGCGCCUUCUUCGACCGGGUGGUCGGGUCCAAGGACUCGGAGACGUUCUACAUGCUCAACCCCGACGGCAACGCCGGGCCGGAGCUCAGCAUCUUCUUCGUUAGGAUCUGAUACAAAUGUAAUCCCUAUUCAUCUUAGCUUCUUCUCAUGUAGAGAUCAAACACGAGAGAUUGUUAGGACAGAAGGCUUGGUAGAAAUAAGCUGAGCCGUUCACCUUCCAAGGUUGCCAUUGGCCAUAAAUGGCGGCAUGAAAAGGCAAGAGAGAGAGAGAGAGAGAGAGAGAGA
Musa acuminata AAA Group (dessert banana) is the source of this 1083-nucleotide messenger RNA. Its product is annotated as protein MIZU-KUSSEI 1-like. The record is from RefSeq and is a predicted model, not a curated record. The coding region runs from base 145 to 909 and encodes 254 amino acids. Lineage: Eukaryota; Viridiplantae; Streptophyta; Magnoliopsida; Zingiberales; Musaceae. The transcript has a single exon. Gene Ontology annotation, biological process: hydrotropism.